Messenger RNA from Rhodamnia argentea, 777 nucleotides. RefSeq names its product protein PLASTID REDOX INSENSITIVE 2, chloroplastic. Lineage: Eukaryota; Viridiplantae; Streptophyta; Magnoliopsida; Myrtales; Myrtaceae. The coding region runs from base 129 to 467 and encodes 112 amino acids. Gene Ontology annotation, biological process: regulation of gene expression. The transcript is spliced from 3 exons. The record is from RefSeq and is a predicted model, not a curated record.
CUCGACGAGCGUUUUCAGACCCCGAAGCUCGCCUUCCCUCAAUCUCCUCCCAUCUAAGCGUCGUCACGGAAACCGUAUCUGCAGAGCCGCCGAGUACAAAUUCCCCGACCCCAUUCCCGAGUUCGCCGAUGCCAGUGCUUAAGGCCGGGUUGUGUUGUGUGACGUGGAUUUCUCAGGAGACGGAGAGAUUCAGGAGCCACCUGCUAACGAAGCUCUCGAAAAAGGAUUUGUUCGGUGAUUCCAUUGACGAAGUGGUGGGGAUCUGCACCGAGAUAUUCAGUACAUUCUUACAUUCGGAAUAUGGGGGACCGGGGACUUUGUUGGUCAUCCCUUUCAUCGACAUGGCUGAUACCAUAAACGAACGAGGGCUCCCUGGAGGACCACAAGCUGCUCGCACAGCAGUCAAAUGGGCUCAACGUCAUGUUGACAAGGACUGGAAAGAAUGGAAUGGUGAGGAUAGCAGUUGAAAGGGGGUUGCCGGACUCGUACUUAAAAAACAAAUUAGGAAGCUUUACCCAGGAGUGUUGUAGUAUUUAGUAACGGCCUUUUCAUGUUUCGCUAGUAUCUGUUGUUUCUUCUGAGAGCAAUUUUUUGUAGUGAGAGAUGUUAUAGAAAUUGAGCGAGCCUCGAAGUUUAGGCUGGCCAAGCAGUGGUGCAGCUAGUUUGUGUCUCAGCUGUUCUUGAGAUUGAGAUGUAAGAGAACAUCCAGCAAAAUCAGAGAUUUACUCGAUUCCUCCUCCAUUCUUAACUGCGGCAGCUCCCUUUUCCGCUCUUCAA